GAGCAUAUAUGUAUAUACAUACAUACACUUAUACAUACAUACAAAUGUAUAUCUGUUUUUAUUAAGGCUUUUAGAGUGGAAUGCAUUUUUGAUUAAUUACAAGGCGCUGGGACUGCAGCCAGCCGCCCGGAACCCUUGCCCCAAUCAGAACCCUAUACCAUUUGUCUUAUUCUUCUUCAUAUGCGCUCUACUGCCACUGCCACCGCCACUGCCACGGCCACUGCCACCGCCUUGUGCAUUACAGCGCGUUGUACCUGUCCGUGUCUCAUGUGGAUGGUGUUCAAGACAAAGACGAUGAACAAGAAGAAGAAGCAGCAGCAGCAAAUGACGGUAGAGGAAGGUUGGGCCCUUAAUUUGGCUGCCCCUGAGAAGUUGAGAAGUUACGAGCAGAUCUUUUUCGGGUUCAACCGAGUUCACAAUGCGCUCUGUCUUUGGGUUCUUAAAGCCAAUCUUAGUGUGCCCAUAUAUUUCAUAACUAUGUAA
Drosophila navojoa is the source of this 483-nucleotide messenger RNA. RefSeq lists its product as uncharacterized. The record is from RefSeq and is a predicted model, not a curated record. NCBI's taxonomy places the organism in Eukaryota, Metazoa, Arthropoda, Insecta, Diptera, Drosophilidae.